AUGGACCGCCUGCGACGCACCAGAGGAGUAAUUCGAGCCGCUGCUACGAAGCUCAUCACGUCCGCUACCGAAGCUUUGCAAGCGGAGAAUCCUUCUCCGACCGAUCUGCAAGUCAUCUUGGAUGACCCCCAGGACAAAGACACGACGCUUGCAGAUCUCAACCAAAAGAUUGCUGAUAUCACGACCGACGGCGCCGAGUAUGAGGAGGAAGUGACAAUGGCUCUCGACUAUCACGACAAGAUCCGCAACACUAUGAGCCGUGUCCGCUACCUUCUCAAGUCAGCUGCAAGUCCCGCGGACGGUGCUGUGCCUGGCGUCGCUACCGAAACCAGGCCCCAGGAAGUCUCCGCUCAAGCAAGUAACCGAUCACAGCUACGAGUUGCCUUGCCGAAAUUACAGGUACCCGUUUUCUCCGGGGAACUUCGCGAGUGGCAGGGCUUCUGGGAACAUUUUGAGGCCACGAUCCACAACAACUGCGAGCUGUCGGACAUUGAGAAGUUUUCUUAUUUGCGAUCCUACGUAACCGGAGCUGCGAAACGUGCGAUCGAGGGUGUGCGCCUGGAGCAAGCGAAUUACGCGGUGGCAGUCAAGGUGCUCAAAGAAAGGUUCGGCCGUCAUACCGCUCUUGUAGACGAACACAUUGAUAGCCUGCUUGCAAUCGCUACUGUGGAUCAUUCGUCCAAUCUAUCGCAGCUGCGGGAACUAUACGAAGUACGAUUUCACACCAGCUGCCUGGAUAGCCUCGGAGUUCAAGCAUCGGAGUACGCUGUUAUUCUUCAGAGAGUGCUUAUGCGAGCUCUCCCCGAAGACAUCGCCAUUCUCUACCGGCAACGCAUGAAGGAGACCGAAGCGAACGACGGGGCUACUCCAAGGUCACGGCAAGAAGAGGUGCGUGACGUGAUGAAGUUUCUGCAGAUACAGAUCGAGAGCAGAGAAGAGAGCUCUCGUUCGAGGUGCCUACGAAAAUCCAGCCCCGUGGCACAGGAGCGAAGACAUCCUCGCUUACAACCGCCGGUACCGUCAGCAUUAGCGCUGGCCGCAGGAUCUGCAAACAACAGCCAUGCCUGCUGCGUACUGUGUGGCCACCGUGACCACACUGUGAAGGACUGUCAGACUAUCAUGUCAGCCGACGAAAUUCGGCGGCGACUAAUCGAGAAGAACUGCUGCUUCAGAUGUGCCAGAGAAGGACACGUCGCACGAAAGUGCCGCAACGCAGCGUGGCUCAAGUGCAAGCAUUGCGCAAACCAUCAUCUUACCGCACUUUGCGCAAUAUGGAAACCGUACAACCACCCGAAUGCCGACAGAAGUGACACAACGAAAACCGACAGCGUGCCAGUGACUACCAGUGCUCCCGCAAGCAGUUCUAUGUCGCCAUCGCCAGCUGUUCUCAUGCAAACGGCCACGGUAUGGGCAUCGGGAAGGCACAGUUCCGUGCUGGUUCGUAUACUGCUUGACACCGGCAGCCAAAGAACAUUUAUAAGACGCGACUUGUCCACCAGACUCGACCUACCUCCCGUCGGCACAGAAGACCUGUCUCUGCUAACAUUUGGCAGCUCCAAACGUUCCCGAACUUACAGAUACCGAACCGUGCAACUCAAGCUGCAGAGUCGUUUCGAUACGCACGGCAUCACGGUGGAUGCUCUUGAAGUGCCAGAAGUCUGCAUAGUGAGGACGCCAGCUAUCGGACAAGAUCUUCUGGUGCAGCUGCGCGAGCGCAACAUGCUUGUUGCCGAUGAACAGCAGCUAGGAGACCGACCGACCCAAACCAUCAGUGUCAUCAUUGGAUCGGACAACUAUUGGCGUAUAGUAACGGGAAGAAUCGAACGCCUGAGUAGUGACCUAUGCGCCGUUGAGACGAUCUUUGGUUGGCUGGUGCAAGGCAUUUAUCAAGUCGAAACCGCUAAAGAAUUGCAUCAUGGGAACUACAGCACAUCGGCUCUAUUCCUUGCGUGUGAGCGCCAUAGCCAAGCUACACCUUGUAUGGUUGGCCCGACCGAGAUGUGGCGACUCGAUGCGAUAGGAAUCACCGACCCUUCGGAAGAUGUCGGCACUUUGGAUCAAGCAUCAUUGAAUCUGUUCACACAGUGCGUGCACAAAGAAGCCGGUCGGUAUGUGGUUCCUCUCAUGAUAAAGCACCAGGGACGAUUGACUAGCACAAACCGAAGUGUCGCGGAAACCCGACUUAGACGCCAACUUCAGCGCUUCGAAGGACAGCGGGAGCUGUUGGAGGAGUAUGACCGCACCAUCCGAGAGUACUUCACAGAAGGUCACGCCAAACGUGUCGACACCUCUUCAGAGCCAGGAGCGACCGUUUACUACCUUCCUCACCAUGCCAUCGUCCGUCGAGAUGCUAUCACUACAAAGAUCCGGGUAGUGGUCGACGCAUCUUCACACGAACGCGGCGAGUCAUCGCGCAAUGAUAUCUUAGACAAGGGAGUCAAACUUGGUGCCGAGCUCUUGCAACUCCUGGUACAGUUCAGAAUGAACCCAAUUAUUUUGACUGCGGACAUCCGGAAGGCUUUCCUGCAAAUUUCCAUCCGUCAAGAAGACCGCGACGCUCUCCGCUUUUUAUGGGUCAACCGAAUCACUGACGAAGGAGGGAAACCACCUUCCAUCGUCGAAUGGCGAAUGACUCGAGUGCCCUUUGGAGCGUCAUCAAGCCCUUUCCUUCUGGCUGCUACUUUGCAGCAUCACUUCGACACGUGGAAAAAGACUGAGCCAGUACUAGCUACACGCCUACAGAAAGCAUUCUACGUAGACGACCUCGUCAUAGGAGCUUCCACCGACGAAGAAGCUCUCGAACUCUACUGUGCUGCACUGAAUAUUUUAGCAGACGCAAGUAUGGAGCUGAGAAAGUGGUGCUCCAAUUCACGCGUUCUUGGUCGUCAAUUUCUCCAGGACAACACUUCUAUCGACAGCAUUGGAGAAACCAGAGAAACAACAAACUUGCUCGGCUUAGUAUGGGACCGCAAGAAUGACGACAUCGUGAUCAGCCCGCAGGCCGUUUCCGCGUACGUCUCUGCGCACUCAGCCACGAAACGCACCAUUCUGCAGUCAUUCGCUAGACUUUACGAUCCGUUAGGCCUCAUUGCUCCGUUCGUCAUCACAGCGAAAUUGUUGUUCCAACAGCUGUGGCGAAUGAACUCACCGUGCGACGAUCCUUUACCGAAAGACAUUGACAGGCAGUGGGAGAGUUGGACCUCUGAAGUACCAACGCUCGCCUCGCUGCGCAUUCCACGCUGCACUGUUUGUUCAACUCCUCGGCAGGUUCCACCAUUCGAACUUCACCUGUUCUGUGAUGCAAGCCCACUGGCAUACGGUGUAGCUGUCUACACGCGUCACAAGACCAAAGGGGGAACGUUCAAGGUUCAACUGCUCAUGAGCAAGAGCAGGGUCGCACCGCUCAAGACUACCUCGCUGCCACGUCUAGAGCUGCUUGCGUGCUUGCUGGCUGCCAGGCUGUGGAACUACUUACUAGGAAUUGCGGAAACAGCCAACUGUCAAGGUUUCUUUUGGAGCGACUCGUCGAUAGCCAUACAAUGGAUUGCGGCUGACGCUAAAGGAUGGGAGACUUUCGUCAGAAACCGCACGUGUUCUCGAAAUACAACGUCUUACCUCAGGAUAUUCUUGGAGACACUGUGCCAGCAACGAUAA
This is a messenger RNA of Rhipicephalus sanguineus (brown dog tick), 3654 nucleotides long. RefSeq lists its product as uncharacterized. Lineage: Eukaryota; Metazoa; Arthropoda; Arachnida; Ixodida; Ixodidae. Bases 1 to 3654 code for a protein of 1217 amino acids. Gene Ontology annotation, molecular function: aspartic-type endopeptidase activity; nucleic acid binding; zinc ion binding. The transcript has a single exon. Gene Ontology annotation, biological process: proteolysis. The record is from RefSeq and is a predicted model, not a curated record.